This is a messenger RNA of Mugil cephalus (flathead mullet), 6645 nucleotides long. RefSeq names its product coiled-coil domain containing 57 (gene ccdc57). The coding region runs from base 3314 to 6160 and encodes 948 amino acids. The record is from RefSeq and is a predicted model, not a curated record. The transcript is spliced from 22 exons. Lineage: Eukaryota; Metazoa; Chordata; Actinopteri; Mugiliformes; Mugilidae.
UACACAAUAUUUAGCCAAUGUUCAGCCUAAUUAGUGUUUGUGUGUGCAGAAGCAGAAGUAAACGUACAUAGGUUAUAGAGUCCACUAAAAAAUAAAAUAAAUCAUAUUCAUUUGUUUAUAAUACAUUCAUCAGGGCAGGGCAAUGCAUUCUUUACUGGUCAUCUUAUUGUAGUAUACUGUUGGCACUGGUUACUGUCGAAAAUCAAUGAGUUUGGUCAGACACCUUAUUUACAGUACAUCUUGCCUAUUCAAAGACUGUGUGUGGGACAUGGGCUGAAUUACUGUUGACAACUCGUCAGUCCAGACUACACAAACAUGGUGUAUGUACUGUGUGUACAUACAGACAUAUCCUUUUGUUCCUUUCACAGCUCGUAACCUCUGUGGUGCACCCUUACAGUACCACACUCUGACACACUGUCACGUAGUAUUUCUACAUUUCUGCUUUUACCAUUUAGAUAUUCUAGCUUUGUGUAGCAAUAUGGCCUUUGAUUCUUGUAUGUGUUUAAUAUUAGUCGGAGAAAGAUGGUUAUUCAACUGGAUGGCCAUUUUGGAAGGAGUAGUAUAGGCAGCCAAGUAUUUGCAGUUGUUCAGUGACUAAUUCAGUAUAAAGUAUGGAAAAUAAACAUUUAAUGAUUUGGCUGUUUGUGUAGUUUUUACACUUCUGCAGCUGUCUAGUAGUGGUACAGUUUAUCUCUGCAGAACCUUUCCUUGUCACAAGAGGGAGCUCUCUGGUCAGGGUUUUUGAGCCACUACAGAAAUUUACACAGAAUUUUAUCUUCAGCUUGAUAAAGUAACUCGGCAUUUCACUUCAGGAGGGUUAUAACAAACUUUAUUAAAUCUAAAGGAUGGACAAGGAUAAAGUGUAUACGUUUAAUUCAACCUGGAACUGAGGUCGAGUUUAAAGGGUCAUACUCAAGAAACACUAUGGCUCUGGGAACAAGUGGAACAGAUGUGAAAGCAACAAAAUAAAAAAAUACAAAACUGAACAAUUACAUACUCUUCGCAGCAACUAUAUUCAUCUCAUUUCAUAAUGGUGUAACUCCCAACUGGCUCUAGAUCAACAUUUAAGCAUUUUAUAGCCUCUGGCCCUAAACAACCACUCAAAGAACCAUUUGUGUUCAAAAAGCAGAGGGGGUGGGAAAUUGCAUGAGAUAUUUGUAAAGUGCAAGACCGAGCAUAGCUUUCAUAAAAAGAAAAAAAAAGAAGUUACCCACAAGAUAUAAAGUAUAUAUAUAAAGAUUCCUCGGAGUUUGACAGUCACCUGCCAUCCUGCACAUUUCCCUGGUUUACAUCCUCACCCACACCUUUCACUUUUCCCUCUGUUAGAUUACUAGUAAUGCUUUGCCGACAUUGUGUUUCAGGCAUUUCCUCGUAUUUCCUGUGUUCCUGUUCCCCGCAUGUUUUUGUCCUGUCUCUACCUGCCUUCUGGAGUGAAUGCCUAAAAGUUGCCAGUAGGCUUGUCCACUGAACACUGAUUUGCUAAAUCACAUUAAAUUCAACCCGAAUGCGCUUGUGGUCUGAAAUCUAUGUUUAAUGGAGUAUACAACCAAAAGAAGAGGUGCUGCUAUGUAAAACUAAACCAGUGUAUAAACAGAAUCCCCCUCCCACAGCAGCCCCCACACGAUAAACACCAUCAAACGUGGCCCACUUUGACCCAUGCAACAUUCUGUCAGGAGUCCCAAGCAUCAGCACCAAUACUAAAAUAAGACCCUUACAUUCCACAUGCACACACAGGGAUAGUUUUAUAAGCCCUGAUAUGAAGAUGAAAGGAACUUGGCUGUUAUCCUGCAUUGUGUAUGUGUGUGUGAGAGACAGACCUAGUAAAACUGAAGAAGUAAUCUACUCCUGCCUGAAUAUGUCAUCAUCUAAUGGACAGGACCACACUAACAUGUUUUUCAGUAGUUACUGUAACUUUGGUUUGGUGUUGUCUUCUUGAACCUGACAGGCCUUACAAGUGUGUAAGAUCCCUCGGAUGAUGCCCUGAGGUCUCAGUGAACAAGAAACAGGGAGAAGUGACCUAUAGCAUGAGCUCUGUGGGAGAAAAUAAAUGUAAAAUGCACUUCCAAUGAAGCACAGGAGACACUUUUCCCCUAAGAUGCCCUUACGGUGUAAUCAACUGAACACCCUGAUAGAAAAUCCUGUAUCAUUUACACAGGCUGACGAUUAGUAACAGAAACCAUCUUGAAAAACUGUUUUCAAAUCAUUGCAUCAGCUGGCUUUUUUUCCCCCCAGUCAGUAUGACUAGUCUGCCUGUCUCUGAGUCACAGCUGCCUCUGACAAGGUGUUUGAAUUCAACAUUAUUAAAGGUGCUUUUGAUGAGUGGAGGUUGUGAAUAGCUUGACUUACCACCUUCAGAAGAUGAGCUAAAGGGAUAGAUGUAAUAUUUUGCAACAUCCAAAUUUCCCCGAGGCAGAGGCAUGCCUUUUAAAACCUCCAGCGGCUGAUGUUAUAGGGAAGUUAUAGGGAUAGAAACGAGCUGUGAACACAACAGUAACACUGCGUGUUAGGGCAUAGCUCCAUGGUGUGGUGUUUCCCCCCACCUGAUGUAGGAUUUAUUUGCGUUCAGAAAACACCUGGCUGUUAGAUCUCUCGGUUUGAAUGCUGCUCAUAACCACACUGUGAUUGUUUUGUAACUUUUUAUUAGUCUAUUAUGUUAUUGUUCCGCAGUGUGUACAUAAUUGGAGACCCACUGUGUAGGAAGUGUACGCAUUCAACAUAUAUAAUGGUUGUUGUUUUUUUGCUGUUGUCCCUAUUGUAAUUAAGUUCAGAGUAUCGUGUUACAAUAAAUGCCUACAUAAAGGCAUAUGUCAGGGUACACGGCGACGCAGAGUUACGCUGAUGCUCUGUCUCAGGAUGCCACCGAGCGCACGUAGGCGCUCCAGCUUCCUCUGCGUCACACAGUCGAGCGCCAGUCAACAACUACAUGGCGUCACACCGCCGUGGCUGUCAGAUUCCCUCACACAAUCCCGGAACACAGCGGUGAGCGCUCUGAGCGGCCAAUUCCGCCUACCCACUUAACGGCCCCGACCCACAGAGUAAGUGAGUCAGACAGAUGUGUGCCACAGUGAGGACAAACCCAGGUGGCGUACGUGAGGACCGGGGCGUCGAUCUCUAAUGUGCAUCCCCGCAUGGCAGAUGUCUGAAGAGGACCAGCUGGACCGACACCGGCAGCCCGGGACCGAUUUGACAGACGUACGAUUUCCAUGGAAACCACAUUCCCAUCGCAGUGUACCAAGCGAGGGAGUCAACAGUGAAUGUUUUCACGAGUUGAGCGUUAAAUGGUUACGUGUCCCGUUUGCAAAGCUGCUGUUUUAUGGUGUUCUGUCGUUCCACCAUGCAUUCAGAUGGGGACAGCGGACUGAGAGACCUGGAGGCCAAGCUGGCCAGUAAAGAAAGGGAACUGAAGGAGCUCCAGGCAGUGAAAAUUCAACAGCUGGAAAGUUCCCUAAAAAAGACCCAGGAGGAGUGCUCCUCCCUCAGAGAACACUACCAGCAGCUGAGAGAGGAUUUCCAGUUCAACCUGGCCAUCCUGGAUGAACGAGACAGAGAGCUGCAAAGAUAUGAUGUUAUGACUGCCAGGGCUCUGACCGAGAAACAGCACAGGCAGGCAGAGCUGAGACAGCUCCACAUGCAGAUCGCCAAGCUGGAGGAGCAGAUAGCCAGAGGGGCUAGGGAGAGGCAGGAGGACCUCCAAAAGAAUCACCACAAUGCUUUUCAGCAGAGGCGUCAGCUGGAUGAGCUAAAGAGAUCUAUGGCUGAAGAAAUUCAAUCCCAGAUGGAGGAGUAUGACCGGAUGAAAUUGGAUUUGCAGUGCAGAAUAAAAGACUUGGAAAGAGAACUGGCUCAACAGAGACAGGAGAUGACCUCCGCAUUUGACAGUGAACUCAUACAACGGGAACAUGAAUUCAACUUGAAAAUGGAUGAGAUGCAUGCGUUGGUGCUGUCUAAUGAUAUCAAGGUGGAGCUGCUGUCUAAAGAGUCUGAAGUUCACUGCCAAGCUCAGCUUCAGGCCACAGAGGCUCUCAAUGAAUCCAGGGAAGUCUGCAAGCAGAUACAGGCUCAACUGCAACACAAAGACCAGGAGAUCAAAAACGUCGUUGCUGUCAAGGACGAAAGGAUAAAAGAGCUGGAGGACGAGCUGAAGCAGAUAGAGACCCAACUAAAGGAGGAGAACGAUGAGCACAUUAAGAAAUAUGGGGAUGUGGUCCGGGCUCUGAAAAAACGUGACGCUCAACUGGAGACUCAGCAUCAGAGACACAAAGAGCAGCUGCAGAAGGCUGAGGAACACAUUGUUAAUCUACGAAGAAAUAUGGAAGAUCAGCAGAAGGCGAUGCAACGGAAAGAUGAGACAAUCCAAAGGCUGCACACAGGUGCAGAAGCAAUCCGGACUGACUGGGACAAGUUUAUCAAACAGGCCUCCAGUGAGAUGGUUGUCAAAGAUACUGAAAUCAUCACCCUUCAGGAGCGGGAAACUAAACUCACGACCGAGCUGGAGAGGAGCAGGGAACAGAUUGAAAGGUAUAAGCAGCAGGUGAGUGCUGGUUUAGAGAGAGAGAGAGCUUUAGAACAAAGAGGAGUCCAAAUGGAGCUGGAAUGUCAGAGGCGCUGUGAGGACAUGAAGGCUGAACACUACCUUGCCAGUGAGCAGCUGAUACAAGACCUGACUCAGGCCAGAGACCAGGCUAAAGCAGAGCUGAAGGAGAAAGAACAAGAACUGCGGGAUGUGACUGUCUUACUACGAUCUGUUAGAACUGAGAGAGAUCAGGCAAUACAGGGCCUCACACCAAAGGUAGAUUCUCUGGCAUCAGAAGAGAUCCAUCGUCUGCAGGAACAGAACCACACCCUGCGUGCUGUUGUUUCCCAGAUGAGAAAGGAAAUGGAGGGUCUCAGCCAUAACCAGCUCCAUCACCGGACUGGGACACAGGCCUCUUCUGCUCUGGCAGUUCAGCAUCCGGGAUCAUCUCCCACCACCUCAAUCACACCUUCAGCUCAUGCUCAGAUGGCUUCUGAACCACAGGCCCAAUGCACUGACAUCUCCAAAGUCAGCCCAGAAGGCUACACUCCUUUGGAGCAGGAGGUGUCCCUGUUGCGCUGGGACCUUAAUGGGUGUCUGGGAUCUGUCACAGGACAGCCCAAGCUGGCUCCAGCCUCACACAAAACUGCAGAGGACCUGCCAUAUACAGACAACUCAAGUUUGGAGAGUCAGGGUCUUAAACAAGGUGGCCUGUGUCAGGAGGUCAACACUUCUGCUUUGAUAAAGCAGGUCAGAGGGACACAAACAGAACCUGUUCCUGCCAGCGUCACGGAACAGAGUGCACUGGUGCGUCAACUCCUAGAGGAGAACCUCUUUUUGCAGCAGCGGGCCUCAGGUCUGAUGUUGGGUGCUGUGCGUGAAAAUAUCCCUCGUGCUAAAAGUAACGCUCCUCUCCUGCACACAAGGCUGAAGAAGGCUGUGUCCUGUAUUGCCCGUUUGAGCAGAGAUAAGCAGCAGCUGAUAGAGAUGUGCAACUGCCUCCGUGCCCAAAUCAGUACUGUUGGACCACAGGAACCAGUGGAGCCAGUGAGGGACCCCUCCACAGAGAAACCAGAAGACCAGCAUGACCGUCUCUCUGUUCUGGAACAGCUGCAGUACCAGCUUACCACACAGGAGUUGCAGUAUGCUCUGAAGCAGAGGGCAGGACCUGUUUCUACACAGCCCGUCCCAGGAACCAGCAACCAAGGCCCUUCCACAAAAGGAUCUGUCAACACUCCCCGUGGACACAAAGCCAUAAGCAGUUCUGAGAGCUCCAGUUACAAAGAGAACACUCGUCCUCUCAGCCAGACACAGACACAACCCCUCUCAGCUCUGUCCCUGCCUCGGCUGUCAUCAGAGGAAUCACUGCGGUCCUUGAAGGAGCUGUGGGAGAUUCUGGACAAUGGACUCAGUCAGUCUAUUUUCUCAGAAGGUGAAGGUGAGCUCAGCAGGAAGGAGUUGGCUGCGUCUGGUGGUUCAGGAGUCCAGAUGAUGGUGUGUGGUAGCGGUUUUACUCACAACCAACCAUCUACUGAGGUCCAGCAGAGGAGUAACAACUCUAAAACACCAUCAAGCUCUACCAAGACCAGCAGACCUGCAGUCCGUGGCAGAAUGAACAAGAUCAGAAACUACAAUGUGAAAGACUGACAUAGGACAAUCUGACAGUGAUACAAAGAGAUCAUGAUCACUCUCAUACCUAUCUGUGAAAGCAGAUUUUUUUUUCAAUUCUUCUCAGACUCUGCAGUAGCUUUCACAUGUCUACACUAACCCUGAUUAUGUGAUGUCCCUGGAGUUAAAUUAAAAAGAGAGAACUUGACAAAGGGACGGUACAUUUCACUGGGGUUAAAUGAAAAUAUCACAACUACUCUGCAGUCUCAGUCUCUGAUGGUUGAUUAGUGCCAUUAAUUCAUUUAUUUUAGAUUUUCUUGAGAUACCACACUGCUGAUCUGAAGGAUAGCUGGCCCUUCAUCUAAAAGAGGCCCAAAGAACUGUUAAAUAUCUUUACCUUGUCUGUACCAAGUGUCUGGUAAGAUGGAGGGUUUGGAGAGAUGAAUGUCACUUUAAAACAUUUUUUCCCCACUUUCAUUUUGUAUCAUUUGAAUCCAUUUAAUAUAAAGAUGAAGAUAAGUGUA